AUGUUCAACACUUCUAUGACUCCGCCCCGAAACGAUGAAGAACAACACGUACGGGGGCACAAGUAUGGGAACGCCUCUGCCAGUGGCAAUGCUCGCAGCGUGUUUGGAGAUCUCAAUCUCAAUGUCAAUCAUUCGAAUGUGCAUUUGUUGGGUUCGGAAGGUCCUGAAGACUAUCGGAAUCUGCUAAAUGAACUUGGCACUUCUCAUCCAGAGGACGUCCGCGCCUCAAUCCUUCGGGUGAAAGGCGAUCUUGUCGAGGAAUCUUGUCGAUGGAUUGAUUCGGCCUUCCAAGAAUUUUGCAGAAGCUCGAGGUUUCAAUGUCUCUGGGUCUAUGGCAAACCUGGAAAAGGCAAAACAAUGGACCUUGUUUACCUGACGUUGCGGCUGCGAUCGCUUGUGCCUCUUGAUUCACAUUCCUUUGUUGGAUACUUUUUCUGCGAUAGCCAGGUUCCGGAACAAAGAUCGACAGCCUCAUUCCUUAAAUCCUGCAUUAAGCAACUCCUGCGUCACGAAUUCCAGGACCAGACUAUUCAUCACACAAUGAAAGGUCUUAGCAUGCAUGAAUACGCCUAUGAUGGACGAACUAUGUUUACCUCGCGAUUUGUCGAAGAAACUCUAUUGCGCAUGCUCCGGAAACUGCUUUCUAAGGUUCCGGGAAAUGGCUAUUUUUUACUUGAUGCUGUGGAUGAGUUUGAGGAUCAAGCGUCCAUAUACGACGUCCUGCGGAAGCUGACUACAGACCCUGCUUGCUCGAGGGUGAAAUGGAUCUGCACUAGCCGGUCACCACCAGUCUUGCCAACAACCGUGAGGAUCGAAGCACUUGCAAUCGAUCUUGAAGACACGAAACAUAAAGAGUACAUCUCAGCUGGAGUGAAGACUUUUAUCCGAUAUAAAGUGGAUGCCUUGUUCCCCUCAGCUGUUCAGACCGCCCUUCCAGAAUCCGCAUUAUCGAAACAGCAAGCAAGAGAGCGGGCUGCAACAGUCAGUUUUCUUGUUGAGAGAGCGGAAGACUCCUUUCUGUGGGUCGCUCAUGCCAUUCGGAAGCUCAAGCAGCGACCUCUCAACCAGAGUAUUCUGGAUGACUCAGAAUUAGGUCGACCCGAUUCGCAGUAUUCUCGAAUCUUGCAACAGAUUUUGGGUCCAUCAUCCUUUGCCAGCAGAGACAAGCCAGUACAAACUGAUGGUGAUCUUCGUGGUUUUGAGCCUCUCAGAUUGAUGCUGUCGAUUCUAUGUGUAACGUACAGACCUCUCACUUUAGACGAGCUUGAUACUGUCUUGGACCAUGCGUUGCCUACGCCGUCAAGACUUGACAGUAGAAUAGGUCUAAAAUAUCAUCGACGGCCAUUGGCAGACGACUUAUUGCAACAAUGCAACUGGCUGCUAGAAGUCCGCGACGGUGUUGUGCGUUUCGUGCACCUGACGGCGAAGGACUAUUUGAUGGACAUGGCUAACACGGAUUUCGAGUUCGACAAGUCCCGCGGACAUACCUCACUUACGCUGGCCUCUCUUUCGGUCCUUUGUAAGCGCUCCAAGAGGAGGAUGACUCGAACGGCGCCUCUCGGUGGCGCUGCUCAUGGCUUCAUCGACGAGCACGCAGCCUCAAAUGCCGGCUUUGACAGCUAUGCUCGCGAGUUCUGGGUUCGACACUUCCGCGAGCUAGACACUUGCGAAGACGAGACCAAAACUGCAGUCGAGGAAUUCUUGACUUCAAAGGAAGGUGAGGCGUGGUUCGAGUAUCUUCGAGUCAAAACCGAUCUCGCUGCAUAUCCCCUAGUAAUGUCACCGGGCGACGAGUUCGGGAAUCACCCGCCAUCUUUAUUACUACGAAGUCAGCACCAGCUUGAAGACAAAUGUGCGACACUUGGCCUAUGGACAUUCUUGCACGUACAUUGGAAGGCAACGUCCCGGUUCCCAGACGCACAGCGCCUGAGCACUCUCGUAUCACUGGCUGCAGCAAACGGUCAUCUUGGAGUCGUCCAGUUGAUCUUCUCACGAGCUGAAAAGGCUCAGAGGCUGAAUCAAGGUGGAAGCAACGAAGUGUUACACGACCUGCGGACACGCGCUAUCUACGCCAGCGUACUAAAUGGCCACACGGACAUCCUCCGCUAUACCUUAGGCACGGCCCAAGAUGAGUUUGCUAUACCUUUAGUAUAUGCCCUACUUGUUGCUCAGCGGGGUUAUGCAGAGACUCUAGACACUCUUUACGGCGCGAAGCUGAUUGGGGUCGAUCAAGACAGGUCAUUUGGGACAGAGUGGUCCGAUACCAUAAAAGUCGUAAGGCGAGCGGGUGCCAAGAAGGAAUUCGGAUGGGUAUACACCGACGUCAGCCGGGAGAGAGGAGCGCAGCUCCAGUUUUCGUUCCCAGCAAUUCAACAGGGUGCAUCUGAGCCAACUCCAAACAGUGUGAAUGGCAAGCCAUCUUACACUUUGUAUACCUCUGGUCAGGAGAGUGCGCCGGAAUGGGUGAUUAACAACCUGACGCUACAAUUCGGGGCAGGCAAUAUUGUGGACGGGGUGUCAACCUCGCGUAAGGCAACUGUGUUCAGCUUGGUUGAUUCAAUUGACGCAGUUGUUACACCCGGGCCGGGUUUAUCGUCUCGACUAACAGACAAGUGGGAGCUACGAGCAGGAACCAAAAAGGCCCGUGUUUUUGAUCAUGAAAGGAAGCCUUACUUGGAUGUCACUGAAGUCGUCGGUUGGUAUGAACCUGCGAUUCUCCAAGAUCUGAUAUGUGGGACGCAACACAGCAAGUGGUCCCCGGAAGACUUUGACGCCAUCCGCCGAGGUGUCUGGCACUCUAUACCUGUGAAAGUCCAACUAGCUGGCCGCUUCAAAAGUCCGCUGCAGGUUGCUGUCGAGGCGGGCCAUUCAGAAGUUGCGCAAGUACUCUUCAAAGCAGGCUUGGAUCGCUCCUCGAAGAAUGUACAAGCCUGUUUCCGUAUUGCCAUUGAGGCCGAAAACUAUGACCUUGUCGAGACCUUUCUUGAAGCCGGCGUCGACCCGGAGCUAAAAUUCCUGGAUCUGGAUCUGGAUCUAGAGAAGGCGCAGGAGUAUCUUUGCGGCUAUCAUAGCAGGUCCAGAUACGCCCUUGGCAAAUAUCUUUUAAAGACACUCGAACCAUACAGAGCGGGACUGAGCGUUCUGUACGUCGCGGCAUUAAAGGGACAUCACUGGAUAGUCAGGUUACUUUUGCGAUAUUGUACUCCAUUGAAGUCAAAACGGAUCUGGAAUCUCGCCGUCAAAGCCUCCCACCUUCCAACGCUGAAGUCGAACACACCGUAUAAAAGGAAUGCGGCGGUAAUCUUGUGCUUUGAGCUCAUUUCGAACACCUUCGGACAGUUGCCGCCGGGGUGGAAAUCGCACAAGACCGCCGGCGAGCCCUACUUUGCCAAUUUAGCUUCACUCGAGCAGUACACGACCUGGCAAGACCCCCGCGUUCCGGAAGACUCGAAGGAGACCUUCUAUGACGGGAGAGAGAAUCCUCCCAAACACGUCUUGUCUCCCGGCGUUGUCGACGCAUAUAUCGAGGCCAAUUAUCCGAUCACCGCGGCAGACGACAACGAUAGUAAUGACGACGACGAGGAGGAGCGUCCAUUGGGCCUCGAUUAA
Messenger RNA from Exophiala spinifera, 3609 nucleotides. RefSeq lists its product as uncharacterized. The record is from RefSeq and is a predicted model, not a curated record. The coding region runs from base 1 to 3609 and encodes 1202 amino acids. Gene Ontology annotation, molecular function: protein binding. Lineage: Eukaryota; Fungi; Ascomycota; Eurotiomycetes; Chaetothyriales; Herpotrichiellaceae. The transcript has 2 exons.